Striga hermonthica is the source of this 1665-nucleotide messenger RNA. The record is from the annotation of a GenBank genome assembly. Lineage: Eukaryota; Viridiplantae; Streptophyta; Magnoliopsida; Lamiales; Orobanchaceae.
AUGGCUGAAGAAUCUGAAAAAAGGUUUGAAACAAUUAUGAAGAAGCUCUUUCAUCCUCCUCCAAAACCAAAGCCCACCUCCCAAAACUUCAGUAGUGGAGUUCAGACAUUGAGUGGCCGAAAGCGCCCUCAUUCUUCCAUAAUGGGUGAGAAAAUAGAAAGCCUUUUGUCGGGUUCGGCUAAGCCAGCUCAAGCCUCGGCCUGCAGGCCUUGGGACCGUGAUGAUUUCUUUAGGAGGUUGUCCACAUUCAAGUCGACUACCUGGUUCGCAAAGCCACAGGUGGUGAGCCCCUUGGAAUGUGCUAGGAGGGGUUGGAUUAACAUAGACAUGGAUACCAUUGCAUGUGCCUCUUGCGAUGCGCGUAUCCUUUUUUCUACUCCAUCUGUUUGGACACAACAACAAGGCAAGCAAUACUUUUACGAGUCAAAAAUUCUCUUGCAGUUUGAGAAAGCUGCUGCUGUAUUCAGCCUGAAGCUAGAAAGCGGGCACAAAUUGUUGUGCCCUUGGAUUAAUAAUGCGUGCGGGGAAGAACUUGCUCAGUUUCCGAUUGUAUCAAGCACUGAGUUGAUUGAGAAUUACAAAAAAUGCUUUCUUGCUCUAUCAAAUCUGAUAGCACUUCCAGUUAUUUCGCCUGUGGCCAUUGCUGACAUGGGAAGCUCUAAGCUCGAGCAAUUUCUAGAACAGUCUUCAACUUCAGCGUACCAAGAACCUCUCGAAAGUUCUAGGACAAAGCUUCCGGAACACGUACCUGAGACAAUUUCGUCCGACUUGUAUUACCAGGCGCUGAAGCUCACGAGUCUAUUCGGGUGGGAACCUCAUAUAUUGCCUUAUAAAGUUGACUUCAAGGAUGGGCAAGUUCCUCUCAUUAGAGAUGCCAAUAUAUCAGUCACAGCAGGACAAAUAAAGAAAAUUAGCGUCUAUUCUCUGUGUACUAAUGAGGAUACCAACACUUUUCGUGAUCUCAAGCUCGAUCCUAGUUCAGUUGUGCUUGAUUGCAACUUAUGUGGCGCGAAUGUUGGGUUAUGGGAUUUUUGCACUACCCCACAGCCUCUGGAGUACUUAAGAUUCGUAGGCGUUACAGAAGUUACGAGUAAAAAUGUCACGGCCCCUUUUACUACUUCAUCAGGUUCCACAAUUGCCGGUGGACCUCCGCCUGCAAUGCUGAAUUAUGGGGCAACCAUAUCUUUACCGAUAAUCGGGCCUAAUUUGAGAGCUCGGCUUGCAAUGGAGAAGGGAUCGAACGAUCAAUUAGCUAUUCAGAAAGUUCAUCAAGUGGAGGGUCAAACAAUGUCCUUAGAAAGUCAAAGUAUCUCGGAAGAAGGAACUGCCGAUCAAAAUUGUGAACACAACAGUAAGUAUCCAAAUAACUCUCUGGACAUUCAUGGAGAAGGGCCAUCUGUAAAGGAUAAGCCUGUUUCGUUGAGCAUAAGAGAAAGUGAGAAACUAUCGCCUACUAGCAAAACAAAGGAAUUCGAUCCAAUCAAGCAGCACAGGUACUUUUGUCCCUGGAUUAUGUCGAGUGGAAAAUUUUCUCCUGGAUGGCAACAGACAUUAUCUGCUUUAGUGGACCACAAGGAGCUCGACAAACCGCCUUCAUCUACCUUGAUCGAGGUGGAUGAUGAUCCAGUGGCUUCUGUGAAAAGAUUAUUUAUGAGUCCAACUUAG